Messenger RNA from Rotaria socialis, 1092 nucleotides. NCBI's taxonomy places the organism in Eukaryota, Metazoa, Rotifera, Eurotatoria, Philodinida, Philodinidae. The record is from the annotation of a GenBank genome assembly.
AUGAUGGAAGAAGCUCAAGAGAAAGAUAUGGAUGCAAUUGCUUGUUUUAAAGGGGGUAAAUCGUUAACAAUUACUGGACGACAGUAUGGCGUAUGUUCGCAAGCUCAAAUGGUUAAUUUACUUGCUUCGUCAAAUCGUUAUGGUUACAUAUUUUAUGCUACGGAAACCGAUGGUCUUGUAAUAAUCCCAUCGAAAUAUAUUGAUAAAGAAUCAUCUCAUCUAAGUAAAUCAUCGGACGACGACGAUGAUGAUCCGGGUGAAAAUCAAAAUCUUGGAAAAAAUUCUAUUAUUCGUCGAUCAUAUUUACCUACUCAAAUGAUGAAUAAAAACGCUUCAAUUCUUCCUUGUUGGAUAUCUUUGAAUGCAGAUGAUUCUAUUCUCGCAAUAAUUCUCUUAGAGUUAGAUACUCGUGCAUGGCAUAUUAUUUUCUAUGAUGUUGUCAAAUUAAUUCAAACACAGGAUUCAGCACCACUCUUUUCUCCGAUGUAUCUUCCUACUGAUCAUGUUGGUGGCACAAUUCAAUGUUUUGCAUGGAAUCCAGCUAUUUCGAGUAUGUUUGCUUAUAUUGAUGGAAACGGAGCUGUUUCAACAUUUGACAUCGAUCAAAAUUCAAAACAAUUAAAACUUCUUGGCGAAUCUGAUGCCAAUGACGAUAAUUCAUCAAUUUGUUGGAGUCCAAAAGGAAAACAAAUUGUUCUAGUAAAAUAUGAUGGUGUCUUGGAAUUAUAUGAACCGAAUAUGAAAUUAAGAAAAAAAUAUGCAUCAGCUACUGAUGCAUCAAUGCCUCCAUGUAUUAGUGUAAUUUGGAUUUCGACGCAUCAAUUUUUACUUGGUUAUUCUGAAAAUAGUCCAGAUGAAAAUUCAAAUGAAAGUUCAUUUUUUCAAAUUAUGACAACGUAUGAGAAAGAUCAACUUGUUAAAGCACAAGUUUAUAAUGAUCUCUUUUUUGAUGCUUCCGAAGCUCCAGCUAAUAUUAAUCCACAAUAUUUUCAUGUACGAGUAAAUGAAAGUAAAAUGAUCAUUAGUGGCGUGUCGAAAUCGUUGAAAAUCAAUGUACUUGGCUCCGAUGAACUCAAUCAGGUUUGUACAUGA